Molecule: messenger RNA, 1158 nt
Organism: Staurois parvus
Lineage: Eukaryota; Metazoa; Chordata; Amphibia; Anura; Ranidae
Source: the annotation of a GenBank genome assembly
CCAGAUGUUGGCUGUCCGAUCGACCGGUUGUACCGCGAAUGUGGGAAGGACGACAGCUGCCCCUACAGUUGCGCCCACCUCACCCAGCAGGUGGAGUGCUUCCCGGAUGAGUGUGAGGAAGGGUGUCACUGCCCGCUGGGCACCUACUUCCACAACGGAUCCUGCAUCACGGAUUGUCCAUGUGUGGUGACGGAAGAGAUUCUACGGGGACUGAGGAAUGCCACGCCUGGUGCCACACCCCAUCCACCUUCGCAGGUCACCCUCCAUGGAGCUGAGCUCAUUCCGGGAGAAGAGGUGACUUCGGGAGACCAGAUCCACCACGGCUGCAGCUCCUGCACGUGUGAGAACGGCCACAUGGAGUGCGCAUUUUCCGCUUGUCCUCAGGAUGGAGGCUUCACCUUGUGGUCUCCCUGGAGCCCCUGUUCUGUCUCCUGCGGAGGCCUGGGCAAUAUGACGAGGUCACGGGACUGCUCGAACCCUCCACCAGCCAAUGGGGGCAAAGAAUGUGAGGGCCCCAGUGUGGACAUUAAAUACUGCCAGGCACCGGACUGUGAGGACGUCACCCCAGGGUCCCCGGAGCCCCCCACUGACAUGGCUGGCCCAGCAGAUGAGGAGUUUGGCCCCUGGUCCCCAUGGACUCCCUGUUCCAAGAGCUGUUCAGACCGCCAUUUCCCUGCGGUGAAGACGCGGUCUCGGUUCUGUCCCUCUGGAAGGAAUUGCAGUGGAGAGUCCUUCCAGGAGAACGUCUGCAAUCUCCCGCAGUGUACAGGUCCUGACUCUCCGCCAUGUGUCGAUGAGGAGUGUCAGCAGCGGAACUGUUCUUGGAACCCCUGGUCAGAGUGGAGUGAGUGUUCCCGAUCCUGCGGGGUGGGACAACAGAGACGUCUUCGUACUUACAACCCGCCUGGUGAGAAGGGAGUGUGGUGUGACGACAUCCUGACCGGGAACACGGAGAGGAGAUUCUGCAACCUGCAGGCGUGUAUAGUAAAUGGCAGCUGGUCCAAGUGGAGUCCAUGGUCCUGGUGUGACCGGACAUGCGGUGGAGGAAGAUCAGUUAGAAGCCGGACCUGUACAAGUCCACCACCAAAAAAUGGAGGAAAUGAGUGUCCUGGUGAGAAGUACCAAGUGAGGAUCUGCAACCCAAAACCCUGCGGUGAG